UGCAUUUGCGCUGCGGUGAAGUGCGCUAUCUAUCAAGUCGUAACUCGUAAAAUAAAAUUCAGAUUUCAAAUGAAUUUAUCAUUUAGCUGUUCUAUGUAACCUAAGUACAAUUCAAAAUAAACAUAAUAAUUUGUCUGCUAAAUUACGCAAUAAUGUGCUACUGCCGGAUCAUGACACUAGAACACUAAAAACACCUUCGACAGAAAGAAUUAUAUUUGAAGGAUUUCGUAAAACACGAUGGUUUUCGAAAGUAUCGUGGUUGAUGUCCUGAACAGGUUCCUUGGGAGCUAUGUAGAGAACUUGAAUAGGUCCCAGUUAAAGUUGGGAAUAUGGGGCGGUGAUGUUGUUCUGGACAAUUUGGUAUUGAAACAGAAUGCUUUGGAGGAAUUAAAUAUACCUGUUCAGACAGUUUAUGGACAUUUAGGCAAACUCGUACUUAAAAUACCAUGGAAAAAUUUGUACGGGGCGUCGGUGGAGGCAACGAUUGACCGUCUCUUUCUAAUCGUGAACCCGACGGCUGAAGUCAAGUAUGACCACGAUAAGGAGGAGAAGAUGGCGCUUGCCGCCAAGCAGGCUGAGCUCGCUAGAGUUGAGGCUGCUAAGAAAAUGGAGAAAGAAAAAGACAAAUUGGACGAGACAUUCGUCGAGAAGCUGGUGACGCAGAUUAUCAAGAAUGUGCAGCUGAAGAUCACAGACAUCCACAUUCGGUAUGAGGACAGCGUCACCAAUCCUAGGGCACCCUUUUCACUCGGGAUAACUCUUCACAACCUCUCCGUCCAUACCACUGAUGAGAAUUGGAAGCAAACCGUAAUACAGGAAGCAGUCACGAAGAUUUUCAAGAUACUUCAUUUAGAAGGUUUGGCAAUGUACUGGAACCCAACCACCGAGUUUUAUUCGAAAUGCAACCCAUUGGAUAUACAAUCCAAAUUGUCAAAAGAGAUUGCCACGAAAUCCUCACAACCAAAGUCAUAUGACUAUGUUUUGGGUCCAAUAAAUGCCACUGCCAAACUAAAAUUAAACCGAAAGCCAGAAGGCGACGUACCAAAGUUUAGUAUACCAAAAGUUAUAUUAAACCUUCACAUGGAGCAACUGUCGGUGAAUCUGACUAAAUCACAAUACAGAGACAUGACUCUGCUGGCUGACUCCAUGGACAGAAUGAACAAAGCUGCACCUUACAGAAAAUACCGCCCAGACUUAAAAUCAUACAGAGGUCACUUCAAAGAAUGGUGGAAAUUCGCAUACAUAUGUAUAUUGGAAGAUAAGGUGCGCAGACGGCGCAGGAACUGGGACUGGACUCACAUGUUGAAUCACAGGACGCUGUGUAAAAAUUACGCGACGGCUUACCAGUGCAAAUUGAGCAAUUCGAAGAUCAAUUCUGAACAACAGUGCAUAAUUAAUGAGGCGGAGAAAAAACUAGAUUUGUUCAACUUGGUGGUUAUCAGGCAACGGAUAGAGAUGGAGGUUGAAAGGCUAGGCAAACUGGAAGAAGAAGCGAAGAAGACGCGCGGGUGGUUCGGUGGCUGGUUCUCAAGCGGCUCUAAAGAUGAUGAGCUCUCAGAAGGCACUGCUAUUAUGAAACAAUUCGAAAAGGCAAUGACACCAGAAGAGAAGGAGAAGUUGUUCCGUGCCAUAGACUACCAAGAAAACACCGCUCCUCUACAUUUGCCGGUGGAGUACGUCGCGGUUGUGGGCAACUUCAGGCUGGAUCGUCUACAAGUGGCUGUCAAAGAUGACGUGGAAGUCCUGAAGGCAUGUGUGGAUAACGUGGUCGUGGAUUUGCAACAGAGGCCUAGCGCUAAUGAUUUUAGAGUGGACGUCGAAAUGCAAUCGUUCACCGUGACGGGCGUGGAGCAGGAAGACUUCGUGCCGCAACUGGUCAUCUCCAAAGAGGUCACCCAGGACAUCAAUCUUCUUAACGUCGUGUUCGAAACCAAACCACUCGAUGGCAAGUGUGAUCAAAGGGUAAAAGUCUCGGCGCGUCCGCUACAAAUAGUCUAUGAUGCUCAAACAGUCAUAGAAAUUGUGGAGGUGUUCAAACCACCCACGGAGUCCACGGCUUUGUCUACCUUACAAGUAGUCGCAGGAAACAAGUUGUCGGAUUUGAAAGAGAAGUCUGCACUAGGCAUGCAGUAUGCAGUCCAAAACCACACAUUCAUCGAUAUCGAUAUCGACAUCGCUGCUUCUUAUAUCAUUGUACCGCAGACGGGAACUUACAAGGGCGGAGAAGCUUGCGUAGUAAUGAAGUUGGGUGCGAUCAGUGUGAAGUCGGAGCCUCGUUCUAGCGCUCUGGAUGUCCACAAACUGUAUUGCGACGGGCUGGCGGACGACGACAUCAUCCGCGAAAUCACUUUGCAUAGUUACGACAAGAUGGCGCUGCAGCUCACUGAGAUACAGGUAGUAAUAGCGUUACCAGACGAAGAUUGGCCGUCCGCGAUCGCGUCGAACGAAGCGACUCCGCUGCAUCUGUUACAGCCCACUAACCUCACCAUACAGAUACACAAGUGUCUGAUCACGGACGACCCGCGCAUGCCCAAAAUCAAAGUCAGGGGUGAACUGGACACGAUUGUUAUCAAUGUUUCGGAAGACCGGUUAUUAACACUGUGUGAAAUAAUAGUGGGUAUGCCUCUUCCGAAAUCUGAUGAAUCAACUCAACUCAAGCCUGGCGAAUCGAAGGGAUCAAGUCUAUCGCUACUGAAAUAUUUAGACCCUGUGGAGAAGCAAAAACGUGACAAAGCUCGCACAAUUAAGCAAAAUGAGGACCCAUCCGUGCAGCUGACAGAGGUCGAGGCCUUCUUUAUUAUGAAAGAUCUCGUCUUAAGUAUAAACCGGCCAACCGUGAAAACGAGUGAAGGGUACGACAAACUGCUAGUUUUCACUUUAACAUUAUUGGAAUUGACUGCGACUCAGAAGACAUACAUGUUGGAAACCAAGUUGCGUCUGGGAGCCGUGCAGUUGCAACAUCACAGAAUAGGGCAUAAGGUGGUCAACAUACUCGACACGCCGCCGAAUAGCUUGCCUUCCGUGCAAUCCGAUACCGAUAGCAUAAGCAACCAGUAUCUAUUUACAUUCAGCUAUUGUAAUGUCGACAAGAAAUGUCCCGAAUUCAGAAGUUACUACGCAUCGGUUGAGCAAUUGAUUGAAUUAGAUUUGGCUAAUUUGAAAUUACUGCUCCAUUUGCAAAGUCUUCAAGAAAUAUUACUUAUUGUUAAUGAAUAUCAGACAAGACUUCAAAUCAUUCAAAGUACAGUGGACAGAACGGCCAAUGCUGGUCCCCUAGACACAAUCAUGGAAGAUGAGGAAUACACAUCUACAAAAUCUAAAGUGAACAUCGCAAAGCUGGCACAGCAAAAGCAAGUGGAGAGUAUUCAAUUGAAAGUGAACGCUAAGCUGGGGACCAUAGAGAUCGGAUUCGCAACGGACCGCCGUCCGCUGGCAGCGGUCUAUUUACACGGUGGCACAGCCGGCCUUGUACUGAAGAGUUCCUAUACGCAGGUCGAUUGUGCUAUUGGAUCGAUCAAAGUUAACGAUCUUAAUCCUGAAACUAUACACAAAGAGAUAAUAAAAGUACUUGGCGGCGAUGUGAUGAACGUGCAAGUCGUCAUGUACAACGUGGAACAGCAUCCGAAAGUGAGCGAUGUAAACAUGUCCAUCGACGCACAGAUCAACUGUCUGCGCAUCGUGUUCCUCAAUUGGUUCGUCAACUCUAUGCUGGAAUUCUUGAACAACUUUCAAACAGCGCAGCAGGCUAUUAUAGAAGCGUCUACGCAAGCGGCGGAUGCGGCUCGUACUAACGUACAAACGGCGUAUCAAAAUUCUACCAAAGUACGCCUAAAAAUUCGUCUGGACGCGCCCAUCAUUGUGAUUCCAGAAAAUUCCAAGAGUUUGGACGCUAUGCUUGUAGAUUUUGGUCACAUGAAUGUGAAUAAUAAGUUCAUUGACGUAGCGCCUAUGAUUUCUGACGUCAGAAACAAGGUGACAAUCGACGAAUUAACCCUCGACUUAGAAGACAUGAAAGUAUCGUGCGUACGUUUGGUGGACGAGGACACGAUAGGCCUGGAGAGGAAACUGUUGCGGCCGACCAGUUUCAGGCUGAUGGUGAAACGCAGCCUGUCUUCCUGGUACGAGUCCUUGCCAGAUUUGGAUGUAUCCGGCCGAAUGAAGACGAUAGCUAUUACAGUCGGCCACAGUGACUACAAGAGCAUCAUGAAAAUCCUACACCAAAACCUACAAGAGGGUCAGAAGAAAGCUGAGGAGUCGAAAGCUCCACCAGUGUCCAAGAUAACAUCGCGGGCCACCGUUAAGAGUCAAACCAGCCGCAUCGCUGCCAAAUCUACCGCCACUGUUGUCACUGUGAACAGAGAAGACAAAGAGGAGAAGAUGCCAAGGAUGACUAUCAAAUUCGCGUUCACUAUGGACAGUUUUGUGAUAGAUUUAUUAAAUACUGUCAAUGAGGAGAAGUCGAUGUUCGUGAAAGACGUGGAGUUGGCUCGGUUUUGCCUCGCGCUGCUGUCGAUCAAGGGCCGCAUGUUCUCGGACAACUCCAUGCACACGUCUGUGCUGUUGGUGGACUGCACGCUCGACGACACCAGGCCCGGACGGGGCGCUAAGAUUACUAGAUACUUGGAGCGUCGCCGCGAGAAGAAAGAGGUUGUUGAAAACCAAGACGACUCUGUUCUUAUGCAAGCGCACGAUAAGAUACGAAGCAUGAUCGACAUCACGUAUACUUUGAAACGCUCGGAUACAUUCAUCGACAUGAGGAUAUUCAGUUUCAACUUGAUACUCGCGAUGGAUUUCAUGAAUAAGAUUGCGGAGUUCAUCACCACCGGCCUAGCUGAAGAUGUGCCAAAACCCAAAAUGAAGGACGAAGUCAAGCCGGUGAAAUCGUUACAAGAGAAGUCCAUUGCUAGCGUCAAUAAAGCUCAAUCAAACAUUUCCGGGCCAGCGCUGCAGGAGCAAGCGACGUCUACGGCCAUGAUGACCGUCAACAUCAAGAUAGAACAACCAGAUAUUAUUCUCGUGGAGUCGCUCGAACAGAAGCAGUGCGACGCGCUUGUUCUUAACAUGGAGGCGCGUUUCAAACUGCGCAAAACGGCCGAACGAAUGGUAGCAGACGGGGGUAUUUCCGGCCUGCAGAUGGUGGUGCGGCCGUUGUCCAGAGCGAGCGCGGCCAACACUCAGCCGCGCUACCUGCUGUCGCCGGCGUCGCUGUCGCUGGCGCUGUCGCAGCCGCCCGACUGUGGCAUGCACAUCGACAUCGCUAUAUCUGAUAUCAAGAUCACCAUGUCUCCAGAUGUGAUAUCACUCCUGAACCGCGUAAUGGCGACAAUCACUAGCGGCGAUGAGGACGACACGGAGCAAGAGAACAAAACUGUGUUCUACAGCAAACUGUGGGAUAUGCAGCCGUUCAAAAGCAGCGACCACUGGUUCUUGAAAGCCGAGGAAGCAAGCGACGCGCUCGCGUACGAAGAAGAGGCGGAGGUGGUUGAAACGCCAGCGCCAUCUGGCGAGAUCUGUCUUCUGUCCAGUCCUUCCAUAGUGCUCUCGUUUGAAAUGGAGAUCGGAACUGAAACUAUUCCCGUGUUGGUCAUGCAGGCUUCCCUCAGCGGACAACUCACAGAUUGGAGUUCUAACUUCUACAUGACGUCGACGUGGGCGAUGCAGGUGUCGUUCUACAACAUCGAGCGCGGCGUGUGGGAGCCGCUCAUCGAGCCCGUGGAGGUGAUGCAGGACGCGCAGUACAAGCACGUGCCCUGGGAACUCAACAUGGAGAUGGUGAUGCGUACCCAAGAUUCGAAGCUAAUGAUCGACCAGACAGACGAAGCGACAAACAUACAAAAUGUGGCGCAGCGACUGCCCGACAAGACGGUCACCAUCUCCAGCAGUGAGCCGCUGGAGAUCACUCUCACCAGGACUGGCAUGGAGGUGUUGACUCAACUAGGAAACUCAUUCUCUGCAGCCGUUACGGAGUUAGAAAACACCUCAACUUCUCGAACCAGAACUACCGAUGACAUUGAAAAGAAGUUCCUUGGCGCGCCGUACGUCCUCCACAACUGCACAGGACUCACCGUCAAACUGUUGUUGGAGAAGAAUCACGAUUUCUCAGUCUUCCUCACAGACGAGUUCGUUUCGUCAAAUUACAGAGAAGUGGUGCUGGAGCCGGGCGCGUGCCUGCCGCUGCAGCUCAAGCACGGCGCGCUCAACAUCAUGAAGCUCAACGAGCCCGCGCCCUCGCUCAAACUCAACGUGCUGGUCGUGGAGCUAGAUGACGAAGUGGAAAUUCCCGUGGAACGCGUGGACAAGCGCUACUUCCCUCUCGGGCGGCGGCUGACGUCCGACGUGGUCGAGAAAAACAUCCCCCAUGUGGCGGCCAUCGAGCCGAGGGGACUCAUCUCCGACAUCAUCAUGCAGGAUGCCGCUUUGCAUAUCUAUUUGAGGAGUGUGGUGCAGGUAACCAACAAUCUAGCGGUAAACGUGUCAGUGUACUACAUGACCCUGAGCGGCAACGAGGUGCGAUUAUUGGGAGAUGUAAAGCCAGGGGGAGUGUUAAGACUUCCGUUGCAGGCCGUGCAUACUCCCACUGCUGAGAUCUUCUUCUCUGUCGAAGGUUUCACGGUGUCAGUGUCUCCGUUCGUUUGGCGGGAAUUGCAGCAAGAAGUGGUCAUCUCACAUUUAUUGCAAUGCGACUCAAAGGACAAGUACAGUGGCGAGAAAUUCUAUUUGAGGGCGGUCGGCAAGAUGGAGCAGGUGUUCUACGAGCACACGAACCGGCACACGUUCGCGUCGUCGUGCUACGACAUCGUGCUGAAGCCCACAGUGAAGCUGCAGAACUGCCUGCCCGUGGACGUCGUGGUGUCGCAGCUGGGGCUGCAGCGCGCGCAGCGCUUCCGCCCCGGCGAAAUGUUCCAUCUCUCGCAUCUCGCGCCCAACAAGGCGUCCGUUGUCAUCAUGAUCCAAAAUUACCUGGACAAAUGUUGGGUGUGCACAAAGAAUCUGCCCGAUGCUGAAACAGAACUAUCAGUUUGGUCAUUUGAGUCCCACGACAGUCCCUCCCUGAUGACCUUGGACCUCGGCAUGCACAGUGUGGACACUGCGGGCACGCAAGUAUUGUCCCUCUACUGUCCCUUCUGGAUGCUGAAUAAGACUGGAUUCACUCUUUGCUAUAGGAAAUCAAAGAAACAGGAUAAAGAGAACAGCACCCCAAAUAAGAUUAUGGGUUCACGAUGCAGUAAAUGUUUCAGAAGAUGUAAUUGCUUGCGGAACGCAGAUGAGACAGGCAACGUGAUUUUCCACCCGAAAGAUUACAAGGAACCGAUACUAUUCUCGUUCCGCGCGAAGAACUUCUUCGGCAAGAAGAAGGCAUCGAUUCGCGUGGAGUUUGGCGAGUGGUCUGAGAAGUUCUCAUUGGAUGUGCCCGGUAGCGCGGGCGUCCUCGUUUGCAGGAACGAAGGCAGGGCCUACCAGGUGGCCAUCAACAACCAAUUGACCUUCAACAGUUUGACCAAGAUGGUGAUCUUCACGCCUUUCUUCCUCAUCAUCAACGAGGCUCCAUUCGACAUCCAGUAUCAAGAGUUGCAUCGGUCUGGAGAUCCAUGGAUAAUGGUGAAACAAAACUCAGUGGCGCCGCUGUGGCCGGUGAUAGAGACAGAAGACAAGCUGCUGUUGCUGCGAGUGGCGUGCUCCACCACGCACUCCGCGCCGUUCCUGUACACUGAGCAGCACAGCACGUGUCUCAAGCUGGACAACGAGUACGGAGGGCUGCACGUGGAAACCCAGCUGAGUGAAGGCGGUACGUACAUCACUAUCCGCCAAUACCGGCCCGGACACGCGCCCGCACUUUUAGUCAAUUAUUCUCCUUACCCAAUCAACAUAUACGAGAAGAUGAACGUCAAUAUCAAAAAGUUGGCGCCGAAGAACAAAAUGCUAUACGCAUGGGAAAACCCUGCUGGGCCGCGAGUGCUGCUCUUUGAAGCUCACAAGAACAAGGAAGUCGAGAACGACCUGAGGAAGGACGGCAUGGGCGAGUUUCUAAUCAACGAGCGCACAAAAGUGUGGUGGGUAUCAUUCCUGGACGGGCUUCAGCGCGUGGUGCUGUUCACUGACAACCAGCUGCUGGCGUACGGCGCGCACACUAUCGGCGAGGCCGAGCUCGUCAGUAUGGAGAUCGACCUGUCCAUACAGGGCAUGGGGCUGUCGCUAGUCAAUGACGAUGAGCUGCACGAAGUUGUUUACAUCAGCAUAUCCAAUUCGGGCAUAAUAUGGGAGCAAUGUAAGAUCGGAUCGAGGCGCUACAAGAAGGUGGACGGACCCAAACUGAUCCAACUAGAGGAAGCCUACCAGAAAUACACCAACGAGAGAACCGUCAGCGAAAUGCCUCCACCGUCCAGAGUCCUAAUCGAUGACAAAUUCGAGGUGGAUUUUGAAGAGAUGAGAAUGAUAAAGCCAAGCGCUCGGAUCUUGCGGCGCACCCUGGAGCCGGGGCUGUGGGCGUCGUGCGGCCUGACGGCGCACUCGCGGCGGCUGCACGCGCGGCUGCACCGGCUGCAGAUAGACCAGCAGAUGCCGCUGCCCACCUUCCCCGUGGUGCUGGCGCCCGUGCCGCCGCCCCGCUCAGUGGCCAAUGCCGACCCCUGCGGUAUGAAGCCUUUCAUAGAGGUGUCGAUAGUGGAGCUGCACUACACCGAGCACAGCAAGGUGCGGCAGUAUAAGUACUACAAGGUGCUCAUACAGGAGUUCCAGGUCAAGAUCGACAUGGGGCUGGUCACCGCGCUCAUGGCCAUAUUCCCGCAAAGGCUGCUCACUGAGGAGGAAGCGUUGGAGGCAUUCAGGACGGAUUAUGACAGAGCCAAACAGCCUCUUGAAGCAUUAGCGGCCAUCAGUGUUGCCUCUGACCAGAAGAAUUUCUAUGACAACUUGCAUUUGUCGCCGCUCAAGGUGCAUCUGUCGUUCUCACUAGGCGGCGCCUCACAACUGCCCACGUUUGUUGGAACGCUGCUUCAGAGUCUUGGGGUCACUUUGACGGACAUGAACGAUGUUGUUUUCAAAUUGUCGUACUACGAGCGAACGUACGAGUUCUUAUCUCAGAAGGAGUUGGUGAGCCAAGUGCAGAAUCACUACACGGGGCAGGCGCUCAAACAACUGUACGUUUUAGUCCUGGGAUUAGACGUCAUUGGAAAUCCUUACGGAUUGGUGAUUGGCCUAAAGAAAGGAGUGGAAGAUCUAUUUUAUGAGCCAUUCCAGGGUGCUAUCCAAGGUCCGGGCGAGUUCGCGGAAGGCCUGUUCAUCGGAGUGCGGUCGCUGGUGGGCCACACGGUGGGGGGCGCCGCGGGGGCCGUGUCUCGCAUCACCGGGGCCAUGGGCCACGGCUUGGCUGCGCUCUCCUUGGACAAGGAAUACCAAAAGACACGUCGUGAUAACAUGAACAAACCACCGGCAAAUCUGCAGGAAGGUCUCGCUCGAAGUGGGAAGGGACUUGUUAUGGGGGUAGUGGACGGAGUAAGCGGCGUAGUAAUGCGCCCGCUACAGGGUGCGUACGCGAGCGGCGCUUUCGGAUUCGUCAAGGGGCUCGGCCGCGGCACCAUAGGGCUCUUCGUAAGGCCCGUCGGCGGGGUAUUCGACUUCACCUCAGGAUUACUUACCACUAUUAAAAGAGCGGCGGAUCUAUCAGAAGAGGUGACCAAGCGCCGCGCGCCGCGGUACCUGCCCCCAGACAGCGGCAUCCGGCCGUACUCCCGGCUGCAUGCGGAGGGAUACAAGAUGCUCUCCGAACUUGAGAAGGGCAAGUUCCUCACGACGGAUAUGUACGAGGCGCACGUGUGGGUGAUCCCCGCUAAGGAAGUGGUCAUGUGCACUGAUAAACGGCUCAUGUAUUUAGAGAAGAACAACGUUUUCGGCGGCUGGCAGAUCGUGUGGGGAUACUUGUGGACCGAAAUUCCUGAUGUGCCUACGGCUGCCAACAAAGGCGUGUAUGUGCCUACUGCUAAAAAGAAGGUAUUAGGAAUGUUCUCGAGCGCGGGGUCAGGAAAGGUCAUAUUCGUGUACGACGAGCAGCAAAAGAAGUACCUUGUGGCGCAGUGCGAGCGCCUGAUGCGCGCGGCCAGGACUCGUUGACAUGAGAGCGUAGAAAGAAUGACGCCAGCCGAAUGGUUGGGAGAGUUCUUUCUACUUAUAUUCAAUUCCCGCAUUGCGUUGCUUUCUUUGGCAUAUCAUUUUAAUAUGCACCAUUUGAGCCUCAGAGGCUUUCGCUGAAAUUUGUGCUAUGCUUUAAAAGUGGACGAUAUAUAUAUUUUUUUUACAAAUACGUGUGCUUAUUUCGUAAUAUACUUGUUUUGUGAAAAUGGAGUUUCUAGUGCAUUAUGGAAGUAAUAUUUCAAACUUUUAAGAUGGAGCUUCGAUGACAAGUAAAGGCGUGUGAAAUCGAUUUGAUGGAUGUUACAGUUUUACGACAUUUAUAAAAGAUGUGUGGGAUGGAACUUUGUCAACUGAAAGAAUGUUUAUAUUCAUAUUGAUAUUAUUAUUACUCGAAUAUAUCAAGAGCAUGACUGACUGCGGUAAGAUACUACUAUAAUAUACACGCGAUAUUAUGCUCGCCAAAUGAAUUGGACUAGCAUCACAAAUAACUUACCAUAAAACAUAAUGAAAUAGUACAUUAGCAGUGAGUGACGCGCUUUAUGUAUUUGAAUUUUUACAAUUUACAAUGUAGCGGACUAUUAUAAGCCUUGUAACGAGUAUUUACUCUUCAGCCAUUUCACAUUUAUGAAGUACAUUACGUUCGUAAGCUGUAUUCAGUAGCAUUGUCUUCCGUAAUUUACAGAGUCUUGGUUGAAAAAAGCUAUGUUGAUUUUUUUGUGAAAUAUUUAUAGUUAUAUGAUAUUUUUAUCACCAAUGUUAGCAAAACAAGUUGUUGUGUAUUUUGAUAAGUACACAUAUUUAUAUCGAUAUCUGGAUAAAUUAAGAAUCUUUGUGAGAUAUCUAUUGAAUUUACAAUAUAAAUCCAGUUGUUUCUUUGAGGUUUUAUUAAAUUUAUAGUUUAUUUAGGCAAUAAGUUCAAAUCGUAUUAAAGUCUGAUCGGAUUAUAUUUCGAUAAUAUGAGCAUCGAUUCACGACAUUUUGUGUAACAAUUUUCAAUACUCGAUCUAUAAAGUUGAUUUAGUACAAAUUAUUUGACUGUUUAUAAAUCUUGUAAUUUUGAAAACAUUACCAAAAUUAGUUAUAUCGUUGAUUGAAUCAAAGCAAUAUGUUAUAAAUUAUAUGAGGCGUCCAAAAACGAGUGCCUUUCGUACCUACCAAUAUAGAAGUACCUUUCUUUGUUUUUCCUCAGAAAUAUUACAAAAAUGCUGUUUAAGGGUUUUGGAGACUUUUCUCGUUUUAUAAUAUAUUAUGUUGCGAUGCUUAUAUUGUAUUUUGUGGUUCUGCUUCGGUAUGCCGUACAGCCUGCGACCGCUCCAUAACUAUAUGAAAAUUGCGUUCACUUUUAUACUGCGUUUAUUUUGUUAGCAUUUGAUGUAAAUGUUUGUAUUAUCGUUUGUUGCACAAUUUACUAAUCAGUUAUACCUGCUUAAUUUGUUAUCAAGCUUGUGUACUAUUGUUUUUAAGAAAUAUAUAAAAAUAUUAUACA
This is a messenger RNA of Plodia interpunctella (Indianmeal moth), 11614 nucleotides long. It is a transcript of the gene Vps13, whose product is annotated as Vacuolar protein sorting 13. The transcript has 61 exons. Lineage: Eukaryota; Metazoa; Arthropoda; Insecta; Lepidoptera; Pyralidae. Gene Ontology annotation, cellular component: extrinsic component of membrane. Gene Ontology annotation, biological process: protein retention in Golgi apparatus; protein targeting to vacuole. The record is from RefSeq and is a predicted model, not a curated record. The coding region runs from base 238 to 10107 and encodes 3289 amino acids.